This is a messenger RNA of Cyclopterus lumpus (lumpfish), 1907 nucleotides long. It is a transcript of the gene mxd3, whose product is annotated as MAX dimerization protein 3. NCBI's taxonomy places the organism in Eukaryota, Metazoa, Chordata, Actinopteri, Perciformes, Cyclopteridae. Gene Ontology annotation, molecular function: DNA-binding transcription factor activity, RNA polymerase II-specific; RNA polymerase II cis-regulatory region sequence-specific DNA binding; protein dimerization activity. Gene Ontology annotation, biological process: regulation of transcription by RNA polymerase II. The record is from RefSeq and is a predicted model, not a curated record. The transcript is spliced from 6 exons. Bases 157 to 777 code for a protein of 206 amino acids.
ACGUGAACGCAGCGUCACCGCGAACACAGUGUUGGGGCUCUCAGGGUUGAGGACGUAGCACAGACUCAGCUUCUUCGACUCAAGGCUGCUGCUUACACCACUGUAGGUUGUUUACCCGCUGUUGUUGUUGUUUUUUUUAUCUCAACAAACAUAAUAAUGGACGGAAACAUUUGCAACAUCCAGGUGCUUCUUCGGGCUGCUGAGUUUCUGGAGAGAAGGGAGCGAGAGGCAGAACACGGAUACGCUUCACUCCUGCCUCUCAGUCCCGAUCACUCCGACAAGAGGAGUAAACAGAAGAGCAAAAAGAUAUCCGCUGGUGGCAAUAAGUCCGUUCACAACGAGCUGGAAAAGAACAGACGAGCUCAGCUGAGGCACUGCCUGGAGCAGCUCAAGAAGCAGGUCCCUCUGUCGUCCGACUCCAUGAGGAACACCACGCUCAACCUGCUGAGGCGAGCCCAACUCCACAUAAAGAAGCUACAGGAGCAGGACGGGCGUGCGGAGCAGCUGAAGGGCCGCCUGCGCUGGGAGCAGAGAGAGCUGCAGGUUCGGCUGGAGCAGCUGCAGCGAGGCACAGAGAGGAUGAGGAACGACAGUCAGGGGUCAACCAUGUCGUCCGAGAGGUCAGACUCGGACAGAGAGGACGUGGAGGUCGACGUGGAGAGCAUCGUGUUCGACUGCCUGGACUCUGACGGACUGAGCAUCAUGCACACCGGGGCAGACCACUGCUACUCCAGCACGGACAAAGCCUGGCUGCGGCAGCUAGAAACACGACCGUAACUCAGGUCACUUUGCCAGGUGGGCCGGAAGAGGAGAAAAACAUUCCAAAAACACGAGGGAGAAUGGAGCAAGAUGUUACUGUACAACUGAACACUUUAUUAUUAUUAUUAUUAUUAUUAUUUUAACAGGAGUAACUUUUGAUAUUCUCUUUUUAAAAUAUGUCAGACUACAAGCUAAACAUAAUGUUAUGAAUAAGCUGUGUUCAUUUGCACUGAAUAGCAGUUAAAAUCACUGGGCUGGGAUGGAUGUAACAUUACACGUCUAUAUUUCCUGUCAUCAACCAUUAAUACCAUUUACUUCCUCAGCCACAAGGUGUCUGUAAUGACUCCAACAGUUCUACUCAUUUAUCUUGAAGGGCUUUUUUAAAAUCCAAAUAGGGCUUUUUAUUCAAACCUCUUAACUUAUUCUUUUUACGACAGUAUGUAUGUAUGUACUGAACUCUGCCUUAAAUAAGAUUUGGUUUAGUAUCCCAUGCAGCUUUUCUUUAGCACUACGUUCAUAUUUCAGCAAUGCUAUGUGGAGCAUGCACUUAAAUAUCAACCUGUGCUAUUAUUGUCAUAUUAUGUAAGUUCGCUAAGUCAUGUCUUUUUCUUCUGUUGCACAAAACCACCACACAUUGCACUUGUUUUGCCCCAAAAGGAUUGUGGGUGUAUUGAAAAUGAAAACUGAACAUAAAAGAACUGGUCACGUUUGCACAUUUUCAUCUGGCAAUUAAGUUAACUGCGGCAAAUAUUAAUUUAGUGUAUUUGUACACAAUUCAGUCUGUGAUCAAGUGCAAGAAUUUAGAUUCCUGUAUUUAAAGAUGAGUUGUGAGCGCAUAUGGAGAGUACAAUGAGUUUUAUUCACUGCUUAUAUUUACUGGUCUGCUUCUUAGGUGUGCAUUAUAACACCUGUACUUCAUCGCUUGUGCAUUUCUCACAUUAAUUAUGUAUGCACCAUUCUGACCAAUGUCAACUUGUAGUAAUUAUGCAAUUUAUGCUGUAUUACAUGUUUCAUAUUCAUUUUUUGUAUGCAAUAUGCCUUAUUACCAUUUAAUAGUAUGUAUGCAUUCAUCCGUCUCUCUGCCCAGUAAUAUAAUGUAGCAUUUUUCUACUGGUGUAAGCUUUUCUAUGGAAUAAAUAUUUUGUAUA